Messenger RNA from Prosopis cineraria, 2119 nucleotides. RefSeq names its product U-box domain-containing protein 26-like. The transcript has a single exon. NCBI's taxonomy places the organism in Eukaryota, Viridiplantae, Streptophyta, Magnoliopsida, Fabales, Fabaceae. Gene Ontology annotation, molecular function: ubiquitin protein ligase activity. The record is from RefSeq and is a predicted model, not a curated record. Bases 741 to 1943 code for a protein of 400 amino acids. Gene Ontology annotation, biological process: protein ubiquitination.
UGAAAUUUAUAUGUUUUUAUUAUUUAAAAAAAAGACCUGAAAUUGAUUCUCCUAAAAUACAGGGUGGAGGCAAAAAACUAAACUUUUGGUUUUUCGGCAAGUCAAGUAAUUGGUGGAUUCAAACUUGAAGACAUAAUAAACAAUGAUUUUUAUCUUUUGGUGGGUCAGUUUGACUGGACUGAUGUGGAGUGAAGGAGAAAAGUGGGGACCAUCCCCCACAAUUAUUCUGCAUCAUUAGCGGCCAACCCACGAGAUGACGCCUGUUUGGCCUUCUCCAUUUUCUUCUCUCUCUUUCUCUCCCCCUCGUUUCCCCAAACUAAACUGAACCCUCGCACUUUUUCUCUCUCUCGUGAGAAGAAAACGCUUAUCUGCUCCUCCUACCAUCACUUCCACUUCCCAUUCUUCUUCUCUUUUCCUUCUUUAAAAAAUGGCAUGUUAACUGUUAAGUCCCUCCCCUGCUUCUUUAGUCUUCUCUGUCAAAUACUUUUGUACUCCAUCUCCUCUGUCUCUCGCCACCACUUUGUGCUUCUUCUGUCUCCUAGGCGUUAUAGCUUAAGCAACCCCGAGAUAAAAGUUCGCUAUUUUCUGACACCCCUUCGAAUGCUUGUCUCUUCUUGUAUUGCCUCACUUGCUGCUUGUAAAGCUUUCAGCUUUCAGCUUUAAAAGCUCUGCCUGUUUCUGUCUGCACCAUUUUCUUCUGUUCAUACCCCAAUACUGGCAUAAAUCUUCAGUUUUCUUCCAUGAACGAAGCUGAAAUGACGAUUCCUCACUUGUUCAGGUGCCCAAUCAGUCUAGACUUGUUUGAGGACCCAGUGACCUUGUGCACGGGCCAAACCUACGACAGGUCCAGCAUAGAAAAAUGGCUUGCUCAAGGUAAUCUCACUUGCCCUGUCACAAUGCAGAAGCUUCAUGAUCCAUCCGUCGUCCCCAAUCACACUCUUCGUCAUUUGAUCGAUCAGUGGCUUCAAUUGUACCCUCAAUUUGACCAAUUUGAUAACUCUAAAACUGUUGAUUCUCUAGCCUCUCUGAAACGAACCCUUCAAUCUCAGGAAUCCACCUUCCAGAACAAGCUCCAAGCGCUUGAAAACAUCAGGCUCUUAUCUGAUGAGUAUUGCUCUUUCAAUAAAUCUUGCUUCCUUCAAUUAGGUUUCUUGCCUCUUCUUUUGGGACUGGUUUUUGGAGCUCAAAUGUCCAGAGAGCAUCAUCACAUGGAGUUCAUAGAGCUUGCUCUUUCUUGCAUUAUGAAGUUGUUAACCCUUGACAGUACCUCAGAGCCUUUAAAUAUGCUCAGAGAAGAACCUAAGUUAGAAUCGUUUCUUCUAUUACUCGAAAAGGGCAGUCCCAAUGUUAAAACCAGUCUGUGCAAUCUGAUAGAUUCGGCGGCAGCAUCACAUUUAGAAGAUGUAUUGGUUAUGCUCGGAAAAUCCCAGAAACUAAUCAAUGAAAUUGUUCAUCUUGUAAGCCAAAAUAACUGCGAGGCUUCCAGGGCUGCAAUUAAAGCCAUAUCAGCGUUAUGUUCCUUGCAAACAAACAGAGAGAAUAUGGUAAUAGCAGGGGCAAUAGAUGGCAUCAUGAGGUACGUUUCAGGAUGUGAAACAAGAGAGAAGAACUUGGCUCCAUUGGGGAUGGAGAUAAUAGAGAAGCUUCUGGUAAUAGAGAGAGGCAAGGAAGCAUUGGUUAAUAGCCCAAAUGGGAUUCAAACUUUGGUGAAGAUGGUCUUCAGAGUGAGUAAUCAAGAGUGUAGCGAGAAUGCAGUGGAUCUACUGAUGAUGGUGUGCAGAGAAAGUGGGCGAGCAAGAGAGGAAGCCAUUGAGGGAGGAGUUCUGACUCAGUUGCUUUUGCUUCUGCAGAGCCAAUGUAAUGCGAAGACGAAGGCGAAGGCAAGAAUGCUUCUCAAGUUGUUAAGAUCCAAGUGGGCUGAGAAAGUACCAAAACAGGCCUAGUUCAUUUGUGAACAUAAAUCACAAUGCGCUUGUUUAUGUGUCAAUAUAUGUUUGGCCGUCUUAUCGUAGCUGUUCCAUAUUCGCUUGUUUCUAUUCGCUUUAUAAUCUGUGAAUUAUUUUUCAUUGCCCAAAAAUUAUUCAUAAAAUGAUAAUAUCAAAAUCCAGUUUUUACAUCA